Molecule: messenger RNA, 764 nt
Organism: Carica papaya (papaya)
Lineage: Eukaryota; Viridiplantae; Streptophyta; Magnoliopsida; Brassicales; Caricaceae
Product: SH3/FCH domain protein
Cellular component (GO): respiratory chain complex I; chloroplast
Source: RefSeq, a predicted model, not a curated record
UAUAAUUCGAAUAAUAUUUUAGACAGAAACAGGGUUCUUCCCUUCACCCUAGGGCCUAGAUCAUAACUCUCUUGCAGAUCCUCAACCAUUCCGAUCCCUCUCCCGCCAUGGAUUCCUCCUCCGAUUCUUCCAACACACAUGAGACUGUUCUAAAGAGACAAAAUAGAGGACCUCCUUUCAAAUUCAUGGUGCCUCUUAUAUAUGCCCCUAUUCUCCCUCUAAUUCGACUUUCACUGAGGAAGAAUCCAGUUCUAAGGGACCGUUUAUUUACUCUGGUUUUGGCUGGGGGUUUUGCUCAUGGCUUCUAUUUGGUAACAGAUUUGUAUGAUAGUGAGAGCAAAUGAAUGAGAGCAAGAAUGGCUGAGAAAUCUCUUUCUCUCGUUUACAACUUUAUUUAUAUGCGGAUCUUAUAUGCAGUCAGAGGUUCAAGCAUCACCUUGGAUGACCGAGGACAUUGUGGGAUGGAGACAACAUUCUUCUCAUUCUUUUUGUUGUAGAAUAGAAACGAUAUCUGCGUUUUGCCACCACAUUUUGGGGGCUCAAGAUUUAAGAACUUCCAUUUUUUCUUUAGUAAGAUAAGGACUUUCACUUUCAGUUUUAACAGGAUAAGUGCCAAAAUGAGUCAUUGAUCCCGGGUUAUUGAUCUGCAGUAUAAGUUAUAACUUAUGGGCAUCUCAUGUUUUGGAUUUUGACCUGGAAUGGCAAAAAAUUUUGAUGUAAAAAAUGGUGCAUAUACCUUAGUAAAAUAGUAUUUCUGUUGCUAA